This is a messenger RNA of Phytophthora sojae, 213 nucleotides long. RefSeq lists its product as hypothetical. The annotation marks the transcript as partial. The record is from RefSeq and is a predicted model, not a curated record. Lineage: Eukaryota; Oomycota; Peronosporomycetes; Peronosporales; Peronosporaceae. The transcript has a single exon.
AUGUGUAACUUUAUCAAGAGUAACGGAGAACAGUGCAAGCUUGCUCGCAACAAAGAUCGAUGCGGGAAACAUCAGAUUAUUGCAGUUGAACAAAAUAAUCUUGAGAUCAGUAUAGUAGAAGAAAUGUCACCACGAGUAAGUACUCCAGCUAAUACCGAAGUUGUUGAUACGCCAGCGCCAUCGGAGAUCAAGCCCGCCGAGGUCUCGAACUUG